CAGGGCGCGGGUGAGGCGGGGCCGGCGACGAGGGCGGGGGCUCAGAGGAAAUGUGUUGGUGACAUUGAAUGGGGAGACCGAGCGCGAGCGAGCGGGGCGCGCGCGCACACAUACGCGCACACACAGCCGGGCUCGCUCCGAGAUCCCCGGCCACGUAAGUAACUAUUAAUACCGCCUCGCCCGGGGAUGCGGGCGUGCUGAGCGCCGGGAUUGGCCUAGGGCGCCUGGCCAUCCCCUUUAAUUUUUAAAUACACGAUCCUCUCCUACUUCUGGGUGGCAAGAAAAAAAGUAAUAAAGGAAGAAAAGCCGUCGAUUUCAAUUUUUUCCUCCAGAACAAACCCCGCCGUGCAAUUUGGUCGCAAGGCAUCUGAAGGCAAGAGUGGUUUGCAAAUUUUUCCAAGGCUCAAGACCCGGUUGUGCAGCGGGAAAGGAACGCCGCUGGUUGGCAGGGUCCGGGGAGCAUCUGCUGCCAACUCCUGCAGGACCCCUGAAGCCCCUGCCAGGAACACAGAGACCGCUGGUCGCUGGUCUGCCCAGGUCACCGCCCGCACUUCUUGCUUCCUUCGGAGGAGGAUCCCGGACAAGAGCAAGCGGCGACAGCAGGAGCCAGUGCUGACCGCGCGCGGGCUCAGCCUUGGGCUUUCUCGCGGUACCUGUGCCUGCUCCACUCUUGCACUCCCUGCUCAGUUUUUGCAAUCUUUUGUUGGCACCGCUGACCGCUCCAAGUUAAAUGCUCCUUUGCUAUUUUGCUUUUUUUUCCUGUCUACUUUUUUUUUUUUUGAGAGCUCUGCGAUUUUUUUGAAAAGCCUCAGACGCCAUCUACAGUUAAGACUUAGGUAACUGCCCUCUCUAGCACCCCCUUCCACGCCCCCCACCCUUUUCACCAAAAAAAGGGGGGUGCAGCGCAUUUUCUGACUGCCGCGCGGCGUGAGCCGGUAGACUGGUGCUUAUUUCCUUUUUCUUUUUGUUUGGUUUCUAACGCGUGGAGGGCGAGCCGGCGCCGCGCGCUCCCUGAAGACUGCACAAACUCCACGCAGGGCUCCUCCGCCCGGUCUGCGGAUCCUCAGCUGGGGAUCGCUCGGGAUUCCGGCGCUGCAGCUCCGCAAGCCAGAGGCACACUCACUCGUUCAGAUCCACGCUGUGAACAGAGACCCACAUACUCCAGAGCGCGGUUCUGCACCGCGCUGGCUGCGUCGGGGUAACAAAAGGACCCGAGUUGUCUGCUGAGCGAGCACCCCCGGGAGCGGGGCUCGCAGCCGGGGACCUGCCCUGCGGCGCCCAUCCGGGGGCUAGCUCCUAACUCUCUUCCCCCACGGAGCCCUAGUCGCGUCCCCUCCCCUUUUGAUCCUUUUAAGUCGGUGGCACCGAGGCGCCUGCAGCCGCGGCUCAUCCAUCUCUCCAGCGGGUUUUUUUUUUUUUUUUUGGUUUGUUUGUUUGGUCGGUCGUGUGCGAUUCCCCACACUCAUGAACAUUCACAGGUCUACCCCUAUCACAAUAGCGAGAUAUGGGAGAUCGCGGAACAAAACCCAGGAUUUCGAAGAGCUGUCGUCUAUAAGGUCCGCUGAGCCCAGCCAGAGUUUCAGCCCGAACCUUGGCUCUCCGAGCCCGCCCGAGACUCCGAACUUGUCGCAUUGCGUUUCUUGCAUCGGGAAAUACUUACUGUUGGAGCCUCUGGAGGGAGACCACGUUUUCCGCGCUGUACAUCUGCACAGCGGAGAGGAGCUGGUGUGCAAGGUGUUUGAGAUCAGCUGCUACCAGGAGUCCCUGGCCCCCUGUUUCUGCCUGUCUGCCCACAGCAACAUCAACCAAAUCACAGAAAUCCUCCUGGGGGAGACCAAAGCCUAUGUGUUCUUUGAGCGGAGCUAUGGAGACAUGCAUUCCUUUGUCCGCACUUGCAAGAAGCUGAGGGAGGAGGAGGCAGCCCGACUGUUCUACCAGAUUGCCUCUGCCGUGGCCCACUGCCACGAUGGAGGGCUGGUGCUGCGUGACCUCAAGCUACGGAAAUUUAUCUUCAAGGAUGAAGAGAGGACUCGUGUCAAGCUGGAGAGUUUAGAAGAUGCUUACAUUCUCCGGGGCGAUGACGACUCCCUCUCUGACAAGCAUGGCUGCCCAGCAUAUGUCAGCCCAGAGAUCUUGAACACCACUGGCAGUUAUUCGGGCAAGGCCGCGGACGUGUGGAGCCUGGGGGUGAUGCUGUACACCAUGUUGGUGGGGCGUUAUCCCUUUCAUGACAUUGAGCCCAGUUCCCUCUUCAGUAAGAUCCGCAGGGGCCAGUUCAACAUUCCAGAAACUCUGUCGCCCAAGGCCAAGUGCCUCAUCCGAAGCAUCCUGCGACGGGAGCCCUCAGAGCGGCUGACCUCACAGGAGAUUCUGGACCAUCCUUGGUUUUCUACAGAUUUUAGCGUCUCGAAUUCGGGAUUUGGUGCUAAAGAGGCAUCUGACCAGCUGGUGCCAGAUGUCAACAUGGAGGAGAACUUGGACCCUUUCUUUAACUGAGCUUAAGGCCCACGGACACUUAGCAGGUACCAGGAGCAAGAGAGGGUCCCAGAAAGGAGCUCUGGGCCACAGGUGGCCUGGCUGGGAAGCAAGAUGGACACUCGCAUUUACACAUUUCUUGGUUCGGAGGAGGAAUACCUUCUAGGAGCUGACCGAACACUUAGCAUGGGAACAAGACCUGUGGGAUGGGGGUUGGGUUUAGAUGGUCAGGAGCCCCUCCCCUAAGCUUCUCUUCCCUGGGGUAGCCUGAGAGUCCCCUCUGCCAGUUGGGCUACUUCAUCUACCCCCUCUUUUCAUUUUAUUCAGAAAUAGUUGCAGGUCUCGAUAGAACUGAAACUCUCCUGCCUCCAACGCACACCUUGGCAUUGCACUGUUAGCAUUUAACUUCUUGUUAUGAUUCAGGGAAGGGGACAAUUGGUCGAAGACUUUUUUUUUUCUAAACAGGCCAACCACCUAUGUAAUAAUUGAUGGGAUUCACUUAAAAUAAUAAUAAUAACAAUUCGGUGCACACAGACUGACCUGAAACCUGGGUGCUAAACAAAAAGAAAACGAAAGUUCCAUUUGUCACCUCUCAUUCUCGCUUUUCAACUCAUUUCUUAAAAAUAAGUGAUUUCCUGUUCCGAUUAGGAAGUGACAUGUAAAGGCUUUGCUUCCUCAAGAGGGAGAGGGAGGGGCAGAUCUGUUCUGUGACGGACAGUUCUGCUUCUCAUCAGUUGGGUUUUUUUUUGUAGCAGGAAAUGAUUAGAAGUCAAACUUCCAGAUGUAGUAUCGCAGUCUGGGGGAAGAAGAAAGGAAAGGAGAAAAAAAUCCAAGUCCUUUCUGGGUUUUGUUCUUUUGAAGGAAGAGGGUUCCCACUGCAGACAUUGCUUUCUGCUCUGAAUACAGCGAAGGAUUCCAGAGGGGCGGGGGCGGGGGUGGCUCCUGGAGUCAGAUCUCAUUGAUGAUGCUGAUCUCAACGUCGUGUUUUUGCUUUAUGGGAAACUAGUAAAACGAGACAGGUUGUCCCAUGUGUAUAAAAUAUAGGGCAGCUAUUUCCUUUUCUUUGCUAAGAAUGGUCCUCUGGGCUUGGAAAAGCCCUCCGGUUUGAACAGAAGGGAUGCUAUAAAAACAAACAGCUCUCUGUCCCAAUACGCACCUUUGUAUUUUCAAGAACUCUUGUAUUUAUUAAGGAAAAUGUCACAUUGUGAUGUAUUAAGCCAGUACUUCAAUUACGGGUCGACGGGAUGACAUGUUACAUGCUGUAGUUAUCACUUAUAAUUUGUCCCCCUGUUUGAGUAUUUCUGUCCCUGGAAUAACCUCUCAUUUGGCUCUUUCUAGAUAGCCUUAUUUGAUUUCGAGUGGCAAAUGUUUUCCUUUUGUAUUCCGGCUUUUCUAUUGCUGUAUGAUACAGAACUCUUUUGGCAUAAAUAUUUGUGUUCCCAGUACCUCAGUCAUUUGGGUUUUACUGCCUGCAUAUGUUUUGUGAAAUGGUCCUGUUUUUGGGUAGGUAACACGUGGACUCUAGUGUGUAAAUGUUACUUGAAUCUGUGCUUCACUCUAGUAUGUGGCAUGUGUGUGCGGACUCUUGGAUGCUUCACGCCUACUCCACAGGAGCCCCUGUCCCCUGGAAGGUGGCUUCCCCAUUCAUAAUCAGGAGACAAAGCUACCAUGGAUAUACCCUUGGUUCUAUUUUGAUAACGGAAGAUACAGAGAGCGGGUUGUUACAGUCAGAAGAUGGUGCUGAAGCAAGAAGGACCUUCUGUCUUCUCUCUCCCCUGUCUUUCAAGUACUGGGUGGGAGGAAAGAUUGGUGACAUGCAUGGUGGGGACUAAUGGCCUCUGGUGCUUUGUCCUGUAUUUGGUUUAAUGUUUUUGUCCUAAUCUCUUCAAUCAAUAAAAUUGUGCGUAUUUAA
Molecule: messenger RNA, 4387 nt
Organism: Chionomys nivalis (European snow vole)
Lineage: Eukaryota; Metazoa; Chordata; Mammalia; Rodentia; Cricetidae
Gene: Trib2
Product: tribbles pseudokinase 2
Exons: 3
Coding region: 1465-2496 (343 amino acids)
Biological process (GO): regulation of MAP kinase activity; positive regulation of proteasomal ubiquitin-dependent protein catabolic process; protein phosphorylation
Cellular component (GO): nucleus
Molecular function (GO): protein kinase activity; mitogen-activated protein kinase kinase binding; ATP binding
Source: RefSeq, a predicted model, not a curated record